AUGGGGCUUAGAAAGCAACCUAGAACUUUUUUGGGUGAAAGCACUCAAGGCCAAGUAUUUUUCUCACUCUUCUUUCAUGCACUCAAGAAGAAAAAACUGUCACUCCUGACAAUGGAAAGGAGAAAUCAGAAUUUGGAUAAUCCCAACUGCCCCUUUGGCUGUGAGUGUAUCGAGACUGAAGUGCACCUAUUCUUCCACUGUCAUUUAGCAAGAGCUCUCUGGUUGGCUUCCCCAUGGAGCGUAAAAUGGGAAGAUAUCCACCCUGCAAGUCUGAAGUACUAUUUAGAAAGCUUAAUGGAUCCGACCGGGAUACUGCCAGUUCAUCCAUCUGAUUGGAAUGAAUUUUUCCUUUUUGCAGCUCUUAUCUUUGAGACAAUUUGGAGGAUUCGAAAUAGAUUUAUCUUCGAUAACUCAAUGUGUUCUCUAGAGGAUGAAGUAAGGGCUUUGUUUACCAGGUUUGAGGAGCAUAAGCUGCUUGGGACCGUUCAUCAUCAAUUAAAUAAUCCUAAACUGGUUGCUGAUAGCGUUUGGUGUCCUCCUCCGGUAGGUGUUGUCAAAAUAAAUUGCGAUGCUGCAGUUAAGAACGGAUCUGCCAACAUUGGAAUUGUUGUAAGAAAUCACCUGGGACGGGUUCUGAAGGUUAAAGUUUUUAAGGAAAAUAUUACUAUUCCUGAAGCAGCAGAUGCUCUAGCUAUUCUCAAGGCAAUGAAACUGGCGAUUGUAGAAGGUCAUCUUAACUUAUGCUGCGAAAGUGAUGCUAAAGCUGUUAUACAAAGCCUUAAUACAACAGAUUCUUCAUCUAGCCACUAG
Messenger RNA from Ziziphus jujuba (common jujube), 810 nucleotides. RefSeq lists its product as uncharacterized. The record is from RefSeq and is a predicted model, not a curated record. The transcript has 2 exons. NCBI's taxonomy places the organism in Eukaryota, Viridiplantae, Streptophyta, Magnoliopsida, Rosales, Rhamnaceae. Gene Ontology annotation, molecular function: RNA-DNA hybrid ribonuclease activity; nucleic acid binding. Bases 1 to 810 code for a protein of 269 amino acids.